Microthlaspi erraticum is the source of this 1476-nucleotide messenger RNA. The record is from the annotation of a GenBank genome assembly. Lineage: Eukaryota; Viridiplantae; Streptophyta; Magnoliopsida; Brassicales; Brassicaceae.
AUGGGAUCUCAUGUAGUUUGUAAGCAGGCACAGAAACCACACGCGGUUUGCGUGCCUUACCCGGCUCAAGGCCACAUCAAUCCGAUGCUAAAAGUGGCUAAACUCCUCCACGCUAGAGGCUUCCAUGUUACCUUCGUCAACACCAUCUACAACCACAACCGUCUCCUCCGGUCCCGUGGCCCCAACGCCCUAGACGGGCUUCCUUCCUUCCGGUUCGAGUCCAUCCCUGACGGUCUACCGGAGACAGACGCGGACGCCACGCAGGACAUCACUUCCCUCUGCGAGUCCACCAUGAAGCACUGUCUGACUCCGUUUCAAGACCUUCUCCAGCGGCUCAACGCCGGAGAUAAUAAUGUCCCCCCGGUGAGCUGCAUCGUAUCCGACGGUAUUAUGACUUUCACUCUUGAUGCUGCAGAGAAGCUUGGUGUCCCAGAUGUUCUUUUUUGGACCACUAGUGUUUGUAGCGUCAUGGCUUUUCUACACUUCUAUCUCUUCGCCGAAAAGGGUUUAUGUCCAUUCAAAGAUGAGAGUUGCUUGACGAAGGAGUACUUGGACAACACGGUAAUAGAUUGGAUACCGUCCAUGAAGAAUCUAAGAUUAAAAGACAUUCCUACUUUCAUCCGUACCACUAAUCCUGAUGACACUAUGUUGAAUUUCGCCAUCCGCGAGACGGAACGAGCCAAACGUGCUUCUGCUAUCAUUUUCAACACGUUCGAUGCACUCGAGCAUGAUGUCAUCCGGUCUAUGCAAUCCAUUCUACCUCCGGUUUAUUCAAUUGGACCGCUUCAUCUUUUAACGAACCGAGAGAUUGAAGAAAGUGGUGAUCUUGGAAGGAUGGGGUCGAAUUUAUGGAAAGAGGAGACGGAAUGUUUGAGUUGGCUCGACGCUAAGGCUCUAAACAGUGUUGUUUACGUCAACUUCGGAAGCAUAACGGUUAUGACUUCAGAGCAGCUUGUGGAGUUUGCAUGGGGUUUGGCGGGAAGUGGGAAAGAGUUUUUAUGGGUGAUCCGGCCGGAUUUAGUGGCCGGAGAGGAAGCGGUGGUUCCGGCUGAGUUUUUAAAGGAAACGGAAAACCGGAGGAUGCUGUCGAAUUGGUGUCCUCAAGAGAAAGUCCUUUCUCAUCCGGCGGUUGGAGGUUUCUUGACGCACAAUGGAUGGAAUUCGACGUUGGAGAGUCUGUCGUGUGGUGUUCCGAUGGUGUCUUGGCCUUUCUUUGCGGACCAGCAAACUAAUUGUAAGUUUUGUUGUGAUGAAUGGGAGGUGGGGAAGGAGAUAGGCGGAGAUGUGAAGAGGGAGGAGAUUGAGACGGUGAUUAGAGAGCUGAUGGAUGGAGAGAGUGGGAAAAAAAUGAGAGCCAAGGCGGAGGAGUGGAGGAGGUUGGCGGAGGAAGCGACGGAGAGUAAACGUGGCUCCUCGGUUGUGAAUUUUGAGACGGUUGUUAACAAGUUUCUGUUGGGACAGAGAUCGGAGGAUUGA